Molecule: messenger RNA, 1568 nt
Organism: Durusdinium trenchii
Lineage: Eukaryota; Dinophyceae; Suessiales; Symbiodiniaceae
Source: the annotation of a GenBank genome assembly
GUGCAGAUUGUUGAGGAGAAAGCUCGCGAGCACUGGAGUUACAACGUGUUUUUGCAAAUGAGCUUCGGGGAUGUGACCUGAAGCUUAUAUAUCUAUGUCUAUAUAUACCAGGGAAUGCUUUAGAUCAAUAGCAUAUUGGGUUUCAUUCUCUGUGUUUCUUUUUAUAUAAUACCAGGGAGUUACUAAGAAUUCUUUAAAGCUCAGUGUUUUCAUGUUCGAGAGACGGCGGUCCCAUGGGUCUCAGAUGUCGGUUUGGUGGUUGAUCUCUUGGAGCCGAACCUCGAAGCGCCUCAAACCGGAAAGCCGUUUGGCUUCUGCAUUUCGACCACACCAUCUCCAAACUCUUCCUGCUGAUGGCGGGCAAAGCUCACCGCAAGGCUACUGGGCUGCACUGGGAUCUCGCUCGCGUCAUCGCCAAGCUCUUCCUGAUAGUUGCCCCAGCGGCUGCACGCCUGGGAGAGGCCCCAGUGCCAGCGCCACCAGCGCUGCUGCCACUUGAGUCAGAGGAGUUGCUUCGGGGAGGGAGGGCCAGAACGGUGGAGUUCUGGCAGAAUUGGAGCCGUUCGCUGAAAUCUUUGGAUGUGAGUUACAGCUCCGACCCCAGUUUGGCGGAGUUGCAGGUGGGCUGGGGAAAGAGAGUCUGGAUAUCAGGCCCACAAGCGUCCUAUCGUCAACUGGUGCUGGUUUUGGAAUCAAGCAUUUUGGAAAUCCUGCGCUCAACUUUUGCAGGCUUUCGCAUGUUGAAUGUCCUCCUGUUGGUUGCGUCGGGUUCUCCUCCUCCUGAACUCUCCUUAUUGGUGCUGGUAAAAGACAUGGGCUAUGAGCACCUGGCCACUACCACCCGCUAUGGCAACACCUGCUGUGCCUCCUGUGGCAAUGUAGACACGGCCCGCCUGGUGAAUGGCACUGGCUUUUAUGCGGUGGCGGCGGCCCAGUCGAUGCAGACGGGGGGCCGUGGCGAUGGUCAUUAUUGCACUUCCUCCGCAACGAGCAGGAAUGGCACAGUGGGCAUGGGAUGCUUGAGCUGUGCGAAAGGGAGGUUCUUGAAGGCACACCCCUUUCUGUAUCCUCUCUGGGCGCAGCCUGAAGACCCAAUCUUCAAUGAGGAGUACCGCUUGGUGGUGGCUGAUACCUGCCCCCACCGGGGCAACGAGGCGUGGUGCCCAGGCGCGGAUGGCCGUGCGAACCACUUCGGCGUGAAGGACCACUUCGACUUUGCGGCGCCACCGCCCAAGUUCGACAACUACUACUUCGUGUGGUCCAAGAUGGAGUGUCCUGAAAACCUGAAGACCCGUUAUGCCCAACAGAGCCGGUGCUAGGGCAGUCGGCCGUUGGCGAAGGGGUACCGUUUUGAAAAGCCGGAAGUGGGAUCGGUACACGCGAGGAUGGGGCUUGAUCUUCUACGGUAAUGCAAGCAAGAUCUGCAAUCUAUGGAAAAGAUAUGUGGAAAUGGCAUACUCGGUUCCAAAGAUUUUGGAGCUCCUCUCAGUGCAGCGUUCUCCAGGCAUUCGCGGCUUACAACAUAAGCCUUGAUACUUCACUUGGAUUCUGCUGAAAAAGGACCAACC